CCUGUCUGCUCUUUAGAUACAGUAUGGCGGCUCGGACUUGCGGAGGAGGACAACUUCUUAUAGAUUCCUCCCGGAAAACUGUAGGAAAGCGGCGGCUCUAACUCCCAGCCGGUGUCGGCAAACACGACGGACGACGACCGCGCAACCUCUGGCUUUGUACAUAGUAUUUGUAUCACCCCCGCUGGAAGAUAACCGGAGCUUGUGUGAUGCAGGAGGACCCGCAGUCAAGAAACUCCCCUGAUUUUUCCGCGUCUGCCCCGGACUGUCAGUUAGCCGGCUAGCUGCUCGGUAGCGCACCUCUUCAUGCUAACACUCGCUUGCGGGGCUCCGUUGUAGCCAAAAGGCGGGCUAGCUUGCUGCUUUUAUUCACUCCAGGAGACAGGGAUGGCAUUUCGCCUCCAUCCGGUAAGCCAACUGGUUGAGACGGGUGGGGGAAAAACAUUUGGGCACCUGCUUAAUAAGUUUUGUCGGCAUUCAUUAGCCUAGCCUAGCUUACUGGUUCAACGCCAGAAAACGUUGGCAUAGAGUUAGCGCUCUGCCCGUCCGCUAGCGAGCUAGCCAAUUAGCAUUUCAGUUGCACAAGAAGACCUGCUAAUCCCUCGUUCAGCCCGGUUAAGUGGUUCUGUCGCUUUUGCGCUAACGUUAUCACAUUUCAGACGAGUAGUGGACACUGAACAGCUUUGGUUGGCCUCAUUUACCGUACAUGUUAAACAACUGUUUUUUAUUUUGCUCGGCGUUGACUCUUUCUAGGUGUCGUUAGCGACCUUACAGGUGUUCUGUAGAGGGAGUGGUGAGGCUAAGUAGCUAGCCACGGUACCGGGGCGACAGCGUCACUUCGGAUUAUGGCUGUAAAUGACGAGUAGAUUACAGACGACGCGUUGCUAACGUGUUGUCACCCUGCGGUGUGUGUGUGCCCGUUGUUAGCUUGCUGCGAGACGAGACUUAAACACGGCGAGAAAGCGCGCAUUAAUAUUCUUAACUGCCACCGAUGAACGUUGGGCGGCUCGUUUAUUCUGACUCGCAACGCAUCCGAUUAGAAGUCACAGUGGUGUGAGCUCCUGGACAUAACGUUAAACAUGCUGGAAUAGUUUGAUGGACGUGGGAGGCUGUUUUGCAGGCUGUCAGUGCUAUACUCAGUCAUGUCCUGGACACAUGUCCCCCUGCUCCGUGCAUAGUGUCUGCUGUCCCAUAUAUCAGUGUCGUUAUGUAGUGUUGGGGCACAGUCAGUGAGGGGAAUGUCUUGUCUUUUUUCUACCUGUUGGUUUGUUUUUUUAUUUUGAUUUGUUUCAAACACAGGAGAGUCUUGUUGAAUCGAGGUGGGAAAGCGGUGCAGCCCAGGCUGUGCACAGUGGACCAUGUUUAUUAGUUAGUGCCUAGGAACUUAGAGGACUGACAGCUCUGCCUACACGCAGGCCACAGAUAUUCUACUUCAUUCAUUGGGGAUUUGCAACAGAAGACUGCCACUCUGGAUCAAGAAAACCUGCCCCUCGUGUCCGGCUGGAGUAGCACCCUUAAGCCAAAGUCAAUGCCUUCGGCGCUGGCCGUGUUCGCCUGCCGACCCAACUCGCACCCAUUCCAGGAGCGCCAUGUGUACCUGGAUGAGCCAGUCAAGAUCGGCAGGUCGGUGGCUCGGUGCCGGCCGGCCCAGAACAACGCCACCUUUGACUGCAAGGUGCUGUCCAGGAAUCAUGCCCUGGUGUGGUUCGACCACAAGACGGGCAAGUUCUACCUGCAGGACACUAAAAGCAGCAACGGCACCUUCAUCAACAGCCAGCGGUUGAGUCGCGGCUCGGAGGAGAGUCCGCCCUGCGAGGUCCUCUCCGGCGACAUCAUUCAGUUCGGCGUCGACGUCACCGAGAACACGCGCAAAGUCACCCAUGGCUGCAUCGUGUCAACAAUCAAACUCUUCCUACCCGAUGGGAUGGAGGCACGCCGACGGAGCGAUGUCAUCCAGGCUCCGUUACCACUUCCUGUAGACAAGGUUGCAGCCAACACUCCCAGUAUGUAUUCUCAGGAACUGUUCCAGCUCUCCCAGUAUCUGCAGGAGGCCUUACACAGAGAGCAGAUGUUGGAGCAGAAGCUCGCUACCCUGCAGCGUCUGUUGGCCAACACUCAGGAGGCCUCCGAGAGCAGCUGGCAGGCUCUGAUCGACGAAGACCGCCUGCUCUCCAGACUGGAGGUGAUGGGCAGUCAGCUGCAGGCUCACUCCAAGUCCCAGACGGAGGACGGCAUCCGCAAGGAGCUGCUGGCUCUGCAGGAGGACAAACACAACUACGAGACCACGGCCAAGGAGUCCCUGAGGAGAGUCCUGCAGGAGAAGAUCGAGGUGGUCAGGAAGCUGUCGGAGGUGGAGCGCUCGCUCAGUAACACGGAGGACGAGUGCACCCACCUGAAGGAGAUGUCCGAGCGCGGCCAGGAGGAGCUGAGGGAGCUCGCCAACAAGUACAACGCCGCCGUCAACGAGAUGAAAGAGCUCACGGACAAAAUCAAGGCGGCAGAGGGCCGGCAGGAGGAGCUCACCCAGCGGGGGGCGCUGGAGAAGAGGGAGUUGGAGCUGCGGAUCGAGGAGAUGGAGGAGAAGGAGCAGGUUCUCCAGGCCAGCAUCGAAGCUCUGCAGGCCGACAACGACUUCACCAACGAGAGGCUGGCCGCCCUGCAGGUGCGGUUAGAACAGCUACAAGAGAAAAGCAUUAAAGAAAACAACAGCCUGGAUGAGGACAUUGUCUCCCACGGACCGGUAGAGGAGCCUGAGAAGGACAAACGGAGCCUGCGGACCCCUGAGAGCCCCGAGGAGGACGAGGACACGGACACCGAUGAUGGUCCAUUUGGAGGAGAUGAAGAUGUUGAUGACAACUGUCACGUUAACAACAGCGGAGGAGACUCGACUAGAAUCCAACAGUUGAUUGAGUGUCCGCCGGUCAAACAGCUGAAAGAAACCGUGAGUUCUUCAAUCCACAAACUGGCCAACUUUGCUGAAGUGAUGGACGCACACCUACAGAACAACCAGACGGCAGAAGAAGACGACAUCUUGGCCAGCCCUGAUCGCCUUAAAGGCAAUCCAAUGGAUGCCAAAGAGUCGGACAUGUCAGACACUCUGAGUCCCAGCAAAGACCGCAGCAGUGACGACACGUCAGACGGCAACAUGGAUGACCAGGAGCUGAACGAACCCCAGAACAGAGUAGCUCUGCUCAAAGCUGAGUUGCAUCGGGCCGGUCUAGAGCCUGGAGAUACGGAGCAGGUCAUCCACCACCUCCACAGAGAGCUUCUGGACGCCCAGGAUUUAGCCAACACCGGCAAGCAGAGAUGUCUGGAGCUGCAAGCUCUGCUGGAGGAGGAGAGGAGGAGUAACUCUGAGCAGACUGAGGAGUCCACCAAACAGAUCCAGUACCUGCAGACUCAACUUGGGAAGCUGCAGGCUGACAUGGAGGCACUGAGGGAACAGAGGGAGAGCACCAUCUGCACCACCCGAGAGGAGCUCUACUGCGCCCAGGAGGAGAUCCUCGUCCUGCGUCACGCCAUGGAGACGGCCACGGCUGAGCGCGAGCGCGAAAUCGCCGCUCUGCAGGCCGACCUGUGCGGCGUGCGGUCCGAGCUGGAGCGCUGGCGGGACACGGCCGCCAAGUACGAGCGGGAGAUCAGCCGGCUGCAGGAGGCCUUCACGCUGCAGCAGCAGCAGCGGAGCACGGCCAACCAGCUGCAGGCGGAGUGCGCUACGUUGCAGCAGCGGUGUGUGUGUUUGCAGCAGGACUGUGACGGCCUCAGAGGGGAGCGGGAAACUCUGACGGACAAACUUCACCGCCUGGAGAAUGAGCUGAGCAGCACCAGGGAGCAGAGUCUGGUCCUCAGCUGCAGUCUGGAGUCUCUGGAGAAGAGGGAGGGGGUUCUGCAGGAACAACUGGGGUCUUUGGAGAAUCAACACCUGCAGGAUGCAAGCAAGCUGAAGAGCCAGCUGGACCAGGCCCAGACCCACACACACACACUGCAGAGAGAGUAUGAAGACACACAGUCCCAGCUGUUGGACCUCCGUCAGCGCUACGAGAGAACUGAGAAGGAGAAGCUGAACAUCCACCAGGAGCUGGAGCAGUGCAGGAGCAGCCUGAAGCUGCUGCAGGACAAGACCACCUCUAGCGGUUGGAGCCCCUGGAUGCCGGUCAUCGCAGUGAUGGUCGCCGUGACGGCAGCCGUCCUCUACCCAAACCUCUCCAAGAGCAGCUCCACCUAGGACCCACACAGCCCCCCCCCCCACGCACACGUGCACUCGGAGCGCGCUGUGGCGAGAGCAUCACUGCUUUACUUGUAUAAAGUCUAAUUGUACAUAAUUGUAGAGGGAAUAUAAAGGUUGUGGUUUCUACAGAGGAUUCAGAAGCUUCUUGGUUUCUUCUGUUGUUGUUUUCUUUCUGUGAGCCGGAGUUUAGUUGUUGUUUUUUUUAUUCUCUGCUCGCUCAGCUGGGGUGGGGGCUUUUAUUUUAUUUUAGUUUUUUUUUUCGUCUCCCUGCUGAUGUUGUGGGUAAACGAAGCGUCCUCCUGCAGGCCGAGCUUCCACACAAAGCACCCGCCAGAGGCCACCUACGCGUCUUUAUUCCCACCGCCAGUGAACGCAACACUUCUCCAGCAGCCGCGCCCGGUCACAUGGUGCACGGCCUGCACGCACGUGCACGUCGGUCUCCAGCCUCGACUCUACCGUUAUUCAAUAAGCAUCGUCGCCUUUAAUCACUUUUUGGUUUUAGUUCGCUGAAGCUUUCUAUUACAAAAUUACAACAACAAAAAAAGGCAGAUUAAAUUAGUUUGAAGUGAAGCUCCGUCAGAGCUGAGACGGCUGCACGUUUUAUAUUCCAGUGGAUGUUCUGACUAAAAAGUGAACCCGUCAGUCUGCUGGAGAAGGUUCCUGUUCGGCUAAGCGGAGCUCUUCUGUUUGAUUGUUUUUCAGGAGGGGGGGGGGCGUGUGGGGGGUGUCAACACUUGAAGCCAAAUUAUUCAAAAUGAAUAUCUGAUUUAUUUUCUGUUUUAUUUCUUUGAUAUUUUUUUUUCUCUUUUUAGGGCACAGAAAAGAGGCUCAAAGUGCCUCUGAUGUAACUAACAAACACCACAGUGUGUGUACGCGUGUGCGCCCCCACACACACACACACACACUUGUUCUAAUGGCCUCCUGGAGGUCCCUCAGUGUGGAGAGAAGCUGUUGGUGAUCCUCAGUGUUUUACCAGGAUCUUUAAUCUUUCUACUCGUGUCCUCCGCUGAAGGAGGUCAGAAGCUCAGGACCAGCAAGUGGACCUUUUAUUUGAGAUUAUUAUGUCAAAUUAUCGCCACUAACGCUCACGUCUACUAUCGGGUCAUUUUAAGGCGAGAUGACGGGCGGCUCCAUCGCUCCGUUUGGCCUGAAGACUUUUUGUGACUUCUCUUUGCAGCUCUUUUAUUGUGAAAGAGUGAGGUUGAAGUAGGAAUCAGCUUCUCUCCAGAAGAUCUAUGAACACUUCGUGUGUGUGUGUGUGUGUGUGUGUGUGUCGGUGCACACUCUGGACCGUCUGUCAUUGUUCGUGUACUCUUGUCUCGUCUCUGUGUUUAAAGAUACAUAAGUAAAUAAAAAUACAACGAACAAAUAUUCCUGAUGUUUAAAGAGAAUGAAAAAACACUACAAAGAGAACUGUAAAAUAAAAUGUCAUUGAAUGAUGUGCUACUAGACUUAUUUUGUUAAAAUUGUUCGGAGGUAUGAGAGGGAGCUACGUAGAGGUGAGGAUGAUGAAGAUGAAGUGUUGGAUAUGCAGAGUGAUGUUUGGAUUAAAGUUGUAGCAAGCUGACCCACCAAAA
Molecule: messenger RNA, 5802 nt
Organism: Gasterosteus aculeatus aculeatus (three-spined stickleback)
Lineage: Eukaryota; Metazoa; Chordata; Actinopteri; Perciformes; Gasterosteidae
Source: RefSeq, a predicted model, not a curated record